UUGCACAAAGAAUGAUAUCUUAAAGCGGGUGUAUUAAUUAUGGCUAUUUAAUAGCCGACUUAUGUGUAGCAAUGAUCUUUUUUAACAGAGGACAUAUUGUACUAUACAGUUUGACAAAGGACAAUGAACUGGUUUUACAGUGUUAGCUGCAUUAGUAGAUAAAUUGAUCGAUUGGUUAGCGAUCCAAAUAAUACCUGUCAAAAAAUACCAUAGCGACACAAAAUGGUUCAGAAGUACAACGAUCAGCAGAACAAAGAUUUGGAUCAGGGUUGGGCUUGGGUAAUUAUGAUUGCUGCAACGGGAAUCAUUAUGAUUAACGCAAUACUCCUUUAUGCCACUGGAGUACUACAUGUCGCCCUUCUGGAGAAAUUUGAAGAAGACAACGCUUACACAUCAUUGAUUGGAUCAAUAUACAGCAGUCUUUUUUCAUUCGCAGGUCCUUUUUCCAGCAUCGUAAUAAAUGCAUUCAGCUGUCGAGUGGCCGUGAUGUUUGGAGGAGUUGUAAUAUUAGUCGGAUAUGGACUGAGUUUUUUUGCUGCUGUCAAUCUCAACUAUUUACUUGUAACAUAUGGAUGUGUUGCGGGUAUUGGCGUUGGUCUGAGUACGAUUCCAGCCAUAACUGUUAUUGUUUAUUUUUUCAACAAAAAGUAUGGUGUUGCAAUCGGUAUAGUAACGAGUGGAGCUGGUAUUGGCACAUUUAUAACAGGUCCAUUGGUGCAAUAUCUCAUCAUGGAAUAUGGACUUGAAGGUACUUUCCUUCUCUUGGCUGGACUCGGGGGAAAUGUUAUCGUCAUGGGUGCUUUGAUGUUCCCUUCUGACUUAGAACAUAAACAUAAAAGAGAAGCAAAGUUAAAUUACAGCAAAGAAACAACAACAAAACAACAUUGUUGUAUGAAUUUCGAUAUAGAAAACAUUCUUCAUUUUGACAUUUUUUUAGAUAAAACUUUUAUGUGUUGUUGUGUUCAGUAUUGCCUAUGGAGUAUGGCUUUUUCUAUACUAAUGCUCCAUUUGAUUAACUAUGCAAUAAUUCAAGGAACUUCAAAUGAAGCAGCUGCAUUUCUCAUGAUAUACGUUGGUAUUGGAUCGACUAUCGGAAGGUUAAUAUCAGGUCUUUCAGUCGGUUAUAAUGGUUUAGAUCCAGUUUUGUUAAACUUCGGAUGUAAUGGCAUACUAGCCUUAGCAACUGCAUGCUUUCCCUUGUAUUCAGACAAAUAUGUAGGACAAGUUAUAUUUGCUGUUAUAUUUGGAUUAUACUCUGGUGGCUUAAGCACAAUGAUAAGCCCGUUGUGUAUGGAUUUACUUGGGGCAAAAAAGGUUGCUAGUGGAAUCGGUACUUUAUUUUUCAUUGGUGGAAUAGGAUAUCUUGCAGGACCACCAGUAGCUGGUGCAAUUUUAGACUACAGAGGAGAAUACAAAGAAAGCCUGUAUUUAUGUGGUUGUCUUUUCCUCCUAUCCGCCAUUUUUACGCUUGUUUCAAGUUUAUUCAGAAGUCAACCCACUGAACACGAGGUUACGCUUUCAUUGGGCAAUUUAAAAGAUUCAAAUUUUAAAAUAUUUGAUGAAAAAUUGUUAAAUAAUUUGAACGUAUCAGUAGAAGUUCUUCCGGAUCAAACAGCAAUUUGUAAUAGGGAAAAUGCUGUACAUCAAUAUUUUGUUGCAGAUGAUAAAACAAAUGAACAGACCCCUUUAACAACAUAUUGUGCAACAUAAUAAUUUAGAUUAAAAUGAUGUGAAACAGUA
Mytilus trossulus (common blue mussel) is the source of this 1740-nucleotide messenger RNA. RefSeq names its product monocarboxylate transporter 12-like. The record is from RefSeq and is a predicted model, not a curated record. Gene Ontology annotation, biological process: transmembrane transport. Gene Ontology annotation, cellular component: membrane. Bases 223 to 1710 code for a protein of 495 amino acids. The transcript has 7 exons. Gene Ontology annotation, molecular function: monocarboxylic acid transmembrane transporter activity. NCBI's taxonomy places the organism in Eukaryota, Metazoa, Mollusca, Bivalvia, Mytilida, Mytilidae.